Messenger RNA from Lithohypha guttulata, 2262 nucleotides. RefSeq lists its product as uncharacterized. The transcript is spliced from 3 exons. The coding region runs from base 1 to 2262 and encodes 753 amino acids. The record is from RefSeq and is a predicted model, not a curated record. Lineage: Eukaryota; Fungi; Ascomycota; Eurotiomycetes; Chaetothyriales; Trichomeriaceae.
AUGACUCAGCUAACUUUCAAGCAGAGACCAGCCUUGGCCGUAAGGCAACUGCCCAAGAGUCGAAGUUUGACACCGGAGUCUGCCUCAGAAGGCGAUGACCAGGACUUCAUGGCAAGAGUCAGGCGCAGUCCGAGCACUGGGCGUAGCAGAAGGCGCGGAUCAGAACAGCCAGAUUACCAACGAGCCAUCAGACCAAGGGCAGCAGCCUCCAAUGCAAACCUCCCAGCUUUGCAACAACCACUCUCUCAUACACCUUACCAAUCAGCUAUCAAUGUCACCUUCCGUGGACUACCGCCCCCUCCUCUGCCACAACUUGCAACAUCUCAGUGGACGUCCAAACCACUCAACUACGCAGAGACACAAAGUCCAACAAGUUUAGGCACCCCCGAAAGUUCGACGUUGGCACACAAGGCGUUCGAGGUUUCCUCUCCGUCCACAAUCGACAGGAAUCGAACUCUGUCUCCUCUCGAGUAUACUCCGGCGCAAUCCAUCUCGUCACUCGAACAACCUGGCAGUCAGGAUGGCUUUGCUGCCAUACUGGACAGCACUCGAAAGCGCAGUGACAGUGACUUGACCAAUUUUCUAGACAAAACACUGCACAAUGGGGCCGUCGAACCGUUGGCCGGUGUUGAUGCAAUUUGCGAUGGCGACAUUGGUGAUUGGCCACCUUCCAGGAUGCACGAAUCCACCCCUCCUUCCUCCAUGAUGCUUCCCUCCGCUCUGUUGCAUGUACGCGAUCUCGAUGAACCCUGGUCAUCUCUGGAACUAGAAGAAGGUUCAUCUCCUGCCGGCUCCACAUCAUCCCGUCCUGCUCCCUACCCGCAGCGAAUUACAGAAACACCUGCUCCUCCAGUCAUUCACAUGCCAUCGCGCGGUAUUGCUAGAGCCGGUCGUCGUCAAGGACCGUUGUCCCACGAAUCGCGACAAAACGCCAAUGAUGUACGUAAGGAACGCUCCUGCUUAAGAUGCUUUGUCUACAAGGAAACAUGCGAUACCAGCAAGGACAUCUGCCAAAACUGUUCCAACAAACAGCCUCGAACUUGGAAGCUGGGCUGCGUACGACCACGCUUGAUGUUUAGAACUCAAUACCUGCUGCCAGAUAUCUUAGCGAGCCGCCUCGAACGCAGAUAUAUUGAUUCCUUCAUCCAGCACAAAGGAUGGACUUGUAGAGAUAAGCCGCGCUUUGCUCUCCCUCUGGAAAUCGGUCUUGGUCCGGAUCUGGUUGUUCCAGUAAGAGAAUUCCUACCUGUCGGCGAUUCCAAUCGGCCAGCAUAUUUACCUGUGGACAAUGGCAAACAGUCGACUGCCGUGCAAAUUAGCAUGUAUGACCUACCUGUUGUUAUCUCCUGCGACAAAGAAGAAGAAGCUGCCAACCAUAUUCGUCAUUCCUUACUCAAAUGGUUUCAACAGACAAUCGACUGCACUCACAAUAGCGACUGGGCGUGGCAUUGGUUCAAAAAAGGAACGGACCUCUUUGCUGGCAGCGUCAUGAAACUCAUCUGCGAGUACUUCCAAGCCGCCAUGCCUCAACACCGCCUUCUGAAAGAGGCUCUGGCCUUGUCAUUCUUCAACUACAUAUUUAUCUACUCGUUCAAUGUGCGUGAGGAACAUGUACCCACGUUACAACAACGCAUCGAGGCCCGAAUACCAGACGGGGCAGAAUAUAUCAGUCCAUCCAUCAUCAAUCUCUACAUCAAGAUGUUGAUGUUACCACCUCUCCGCGAUGUUGUCAAACGCACCCUAAAAGGACUUGAGCUUCUUCUGCUCGAACAACAGAAUGCUAGAAUUUGGCGCCGCGAUCUUAUAUUCUGCAUUUCCUUCAUCGUGCUUGCUUACCUUGGACGAACUCAGGUCUCAAUUGUUCAAUUCGCCAAUCAGCCUUCAUGUGAUGCUACAAAGGUCUUAACUCAUCAAGCCGCAACACAACAGGUUCUAGAGAUGGAGUGCGAGGUAGCAGACCUUAUCAUAAAGUAUCAUCACCAGUUUCUGACCCCCAGCCCACGACGCAAGGCGUCUAGUGUUGUGGCGACGGAGGCUGAGCAAAGCUGCGAAGAACAUGCUAAACGGUUCAACUUGAUGGACAAAAUCAGGAAGCUGAAAGUCGAAACAGCCCAUACAAUGCCAACUUCCUUGGAUCCUCAGUGCGAAAGGGUUGGCGAUUUCAUUGCCAACAACACCAACCGGCUGUGUUGGAAAUUCGUUCAUAACGUUGUACCUGAACCAGGCCAGAGGCAAGACGCCGACACAGACAUGACCCUAUGA